Molecule: messenger RNA, 999 nt
Organism: Ixodes scapularis (black-legged tick)
Lineage: Eukaryota; Metazoa; Arthropoda; Arachnida; Ixodida; Ixodidae
Exons: 4
Coding region: 1-999 (332 amino acids)
Source: RefSeq, a predicted model, not a curated record
AUGGUACCACAGAAAAAGCACUCACCGAAUACGUCUGAGAUAGUUGUGCCACAAACCAUAACGACUGCAACCAGAAGGAGAGCGAAGCGAAAGAACGUCUUCAUGGUUUGCUUCUCACGAGAAGAACUACGCGGAGGAGCGUCGACGAGUAGGAAGGGGUCGCCGCGCGUCCAUUGGAGCGUCGACGCGACCUGGGCGCUGAUUCGGCUUUGGGAGGAUCGGCUGGAGGACCUCCGUCGCGCCAAGAGGAACGGUGCCGUUUACGCCGAGAUCGCGGAAGCGUUGGGGGCCCUCUUUCGAACGACGAGGGACCAAGUCCACAACAAGAUCGAGAAUCUGUGCAGCACUUAUCGGAAACAUGCACGGGAAGGCACCACCACGGGAUCCGGGAAGCAGACCUGGGCCUACUACUUCGCCAUCCACAGGUUCAUGGGGUCGCUGCCGCUCAACAACAGCAGCCUGGUCGUAGAGAGCUGCCUGGACCGUGCAACGCCUGCAGUAGUGCAGUUGCUUGCAGGCUUGCAGGAUGGAGGUGCAGAGGAUGGCGAGAUGUUCGAGGAGCCACCUAUGGACGUGGGAGACGACUCACAUGAUGUCGGAGCCGCUGGAGUCGGCUUCGAGGCUUCAGAUUUGAGCGGGCACAGAGGAGAAAGCUUGGCCGCAAGCUCAAGGAGGGCGAGCACCGCGAGCACCAGCUGCGCUGCAAGCACCUCUGCAAGCAACGGCGUGUCCGUGCCAGCGAGGGCGCCUCCAAAAAAAAGGGCUCAGCACCCUAAUACUGCCCUCAUUAGGGCAGCAAUUGAGGAGCAGAAGCUCCUCCGUUUGAGCUUUGAAGCCGCUCGAGCAAAGGAAUUCGAGCUCCGGGAGCGGGAGCUCGUUCAGAAAGAACUUGUGUUGCAAGCGCAAGAACGUGCUUUGAAGCAACAAGAACGUGCUGCGAAGGCGCAGGAAGACCUGACUGCGGCGAUGAUCGCUUUUCUAAAUAAAGCACCAAAGUAA